GGGCUGGGCAGGGCAGCCUGACUUAAGGAGACCGGGCUCCCGCUGCCCCGUGGGACAGAAGAGAGAAGCAAGUCCCAGCGGAGCGAGGAAGAGGCUGCUGGCGGCCCACAAUGAGAACACUCGUUCUCCUGUUGCUGGUUCUCCUGGACGUGGGACAGGCCCAAGGCCCGCUUCACAGGGUGCCCCUCAGGAGGUAUCAGUCCCUCCGGAAGAAGCUACGGGCACGUGGCCAGCUCUCUGAGCUCUGGAAAUUCUGGAAUUUGGACACAAUGCAGUUCCCCGAGUCCUGCCCAGUGGACCGGAGCGUCAACGAGCCCCUCAUCAACUAUUUGGAUAUGGAAUACUUCGGCACCAUCUCCAUUGGCUCCCCACCGCAGAACUUUACCGUCAUCUUCGACACGGGCUCCGCCAACCUCUGGGUGCCCUCUGUGUACUGCACCAGCCCGGCCUGCAAGAAACACACCCAGUACUACCCUUCCCGGUCCAGCACAUACAGAACGCAGGGGAGUCAUUUCUUCAUUGAAUACGGGACUGGGAACAUGUCUGGGAUCAUCGGAGCCGACCAAGUCUCUGUGGAAGGACUGACUGUGUUAGGCCAGCAGUUUGGAGAGAGUGUUAUGGAGCCUGGCAAGACCUUUGCGGAUGCGGCCUUUGAUGGAAUUCUGGGCCUGGGAUACCCCACCUUGGCUGUUGGAGGGGUGACCCCAGUAUUUGACAACAUGAUGGCCCAGAACCUGGUGGGUGUACCCAUGUUUUCUGUGUACUUGAGCAGCAACAUAGAAACUGGCAGAGGAAGUGAGCUGGUAUUCGGAGGCUAUGACUCCUCCCAUUUCUCUGGGAGCCUGAAUUGGGUCCCGGUCACCAAGCAAGGCUACUGGCAGAUUGCCCUGGACAAAAUCCAGGUGGGAGACGCCCUGAUGUUCUGCUCCAAGGGCUGCCAGGCCAUUGUGGACACGGGGACCUCCCUCAUCGUAGGCCCCUGGUAUAAGAUCAAGCAGCUGCAGAAGGGCAUUGGGGCAGAGCCUGUGGACGGAGAAUAUGUUGUGGAGUGUGUCAACCUCCAAAUCAUGCCGAACAUCACCUUCACCAUCAAUGGACUCCCCUACACCCUCCAACCAACUGCCUACACCCUGCCGAUCGAGGAUUAUGACGUGGGUGGAAUGCAGUUCUGCACGAGUGGAUUUCAAGGUGAUGACAACGAGAUUCUAGGUGGUCCCUCCUGGAUCCUGGGCGAUGUCUUCAUCAGACAAUUUUAUUCUGUCUUUGACCGUGGGAAUAACCGUGUGGGUCUGGCCCCAGCAGUGCCCUAAGUAGGAGCCCUGUGUCUGUGCUGCCCUGACAUCCCUUGGAAGUCCAGCUGGGCUGGUUAGGGUGGGGCUUCUUCAUUGCUGUCAAAAAGGCCUUUUCAAUAGAAUGCAGUCAGAGUUGCACCUUGAAUUAGGACCAAAUAGCAUGAGGACACCCAUGCACACGCUUUGCACAUAACCACAUGCACACCAUCGUGAUGGAAGAAUCGAGCUGUAUGCCCAUACCUUUAUUGUUUUUUGCUAACAUUUUAUUAUGGUCAUCUCCAAACAUGUAUAUGAGCAGAGAUUAUAGUACGGUCAUCUCUGUGCACACCCGCCCAGCUUUCACCACCCACCUGCACAUAGCCAGGCCUGUUUUAUCUGUACCACCUUCACCCCUCUCUCCACUAGAUUCUUCUGAAGCAAACUCUUAGCAUCGUCUCGGAUUUAUCUAUAAAUUCUAAUAGUCUUAAAUAUGCAGUCAGAAUUCAUACAUUUCCUACUGUCUGAAAAAUUGUCGGUCAUUUUUACAGUUUAUUUGUUUGUAUUAUGAUUCCAGCAAAGUCCACAGGUUGUGUUUAUUUGAAAAA
Molecule: messenger RNA, 1876 nt
Organism: Manis pentadactyla (Chinese pangolin)
Lineage: Eukaryota; Metazoa; Chordata; Mammalia; Pholidota; Manidae
Gene: CTSE
Product: cathepsin E
Exons: 9
Coding region: 111-1310 (399 amino acids)
Biological process (GO): proteolysis
Cellular component (GO): endosome
Molecular function (GO): aspartic-type endopeptidase activity
Source: RefSeq, a predicted model, not a curated record